Alligator mississippiensis (American alligator) is the source of this 1574-nucleotide messenger RNA. RefSeq names its product metallophosphoesterase 1 (gene MPPE1). Gene Ontology annotation, cellular component: endoplasmic reticulum-Golgi intermediate compartment. Gene Ontology annotation, molecular function: phosphoric diester hydrolase activity. The transcript is spliced from 9 exons. The record is from RefSeq and is a predicted model, not a curated record. Lineage: Eukaryota; Metazoa; Chordata; Crocodylia; Alligatoridae. Bases 102 to 1289 code for a protein of 395 amino acids. Gene Ontology annotation, biological process: GPI anchor biosynthetic process; endoplasmic reticulum to Golgi vesicle-mediated transport.
UAUUUUGUAUUACUGUGAAGACCUCUGAUUGGACCUGCACAUUUCUAGCUGUGUGACAAGUUCUUCCCAUUGGAGAAUUACUUCCAUAGACUGCUUUAGCAAUGUUGAGAUUCAGCUCGGGCAUGGUGAAGAAUCUUCCUUUGAAGAAGAGAGUUUGUUUUCUUUUGAUGCUUGUGUGUCUUGCCUGCUCAGUGUUAAUCUUUUGUGAAUUUUUAAUUUAUUAUGUAGUGAUAUUUCAGUGUUAUUGGCCAGAAGUGAAAACUGACACACUUAAGGGCAGCAGACAAACUUCAGCUUCUGUUUUGAAGGCAAUGUUUUUAUCUGAUACCCACCUGCUUGGUGAAAUCAAAGGGCACUGGCUGGACAAAUUAAGAAGGGAGUGGCAAAUGGAGAGAGCCUUCCAAACUGCCCUGUUACUGCAGCCAGAUGUUGUUUUUAUUCUGGGUGAUGUCUUUGAUGAAGGGAAGUGGAGCCGCUCACAGGCUUGGGCAGAUGAUGUCGGGAGAUUUCAGAAGAUGUUUCGACAUCCAGCCGAAACUGAGCUUGUGGUUAUUGUUGGCAACCAUGACAUUGGCUUUCAUUAUGAAAUGACCACUUACAAGUUAAAACGAUUUGAAAAAGUCUUCAACUUCACCUCAGAAAUGCUAGUAACCCGGAAAGGAGUCAAUUUUGUGCUGGUGAACAGUGUUGCUCUGGAGGGUGAUGGCUGCACCAUCUGCAGUUUAGCAGAGGCAAAGCUCAUCGAGCUUUCUCAUAAAUUGAAUUGCUCCCAGCAGGAACAGAAGCAUUCCAACAGAAGGUGCAGAGAGAUGGAACAGCUUCCUGUUUCACAGCCAAUCCUUUUACAGCAUUACCCUCUUUAUAGGAGGAGUGACUCUGAAUGCACUGGAGAAGAUUCUGCCCCUCCUGAGGAGAAGACCAUCCCGUUUAAAGAAAAGUAUGAUGUACUUUCUCAAGAAGCUUCACAAAAGCUGAUAUGGUGGUUUCAUCCCCGCUUGAUUCUGAGUGGCCAUACCCACAGUGCCUGUGAAAUACUGCAUGAUGGGAAAAUUCUAGAAGUCAGUGUCCCAUCAUUCAGUUGGAGGAAUAGAAACAACCCUAGUUUCAUUAUGGGUAGCAUAACACCGACCAACUUCUCCCUCCAGAAGUGCUUCCUUCCAUUUGAGAGCAGAGUUUUUACUAUAUACUGUGCAGCUGGAGCUCUGCUUGUGGUCCUCCUACUAGCUCACUUUCUCAUGCCAUCUUUUUAUUUUGCUCAGCGUUUAAUCAGUAAGCAUAAAGCAGUAUGAAGAGCCAAACAUCUGCAGUCAGUCACUGAUACCAAAGCUGAGAACAGUCAAACAUCAGACUAUAUUCAUGCCAGCAAAUGACCUAAUUUGAUUGCUAGUCCAAAGGCAGGUUGCAUUCACACAUACCAUAGAAGUCCUAUACAGUUGAUAUGACUACUACAGGAUAAAUAAUUAACUGAAAUUGUUUCAUGCUGUACAAAAAUACUGUAUUCUACAAUCAAAUGAGUCCUUUUCUGCUAUAUUUUUUGUAUCAAAUAUGUAUAUUAAAAGUUUAACUGUACAUUA